Messenger RNA from Lytechinus variegatus (green sea urchin), 1355 nucleotides. RefSeq names its product muscarinic acetylcholine receptor M1-like. Gene Ontology annotation, cellular component: membrane. Gene Ontology annotation, biological process: adenylate cyclase-activating adrenergic receptor signaling pathway. The transcript has 4 exons. NCBI's taxonomy places the organism in Eukaryota, Metazoa, Echinodermata, Echinoidea, Temnopleuroida, Toxopneustidae. Bases 119 to 1279 code for a protein of 386 amino acids. The record is from RefSeq and is a predicted model, not a curated record. Gene Ontology annotation, molecular function: dopamine neurotransmitter receptor activity, coupled via Gi/Go; G protein-coupled receptor activity.
CCAAACAUACUCAUCGCCGUGAGAAUGCUGAGAUACUUCAUCAUACCAGUCCUGACCGAAUUGGCGACAUCGAUUUGUGCAAGGAAGUGUUUUCCCGUUUCUCGCACACGGCUUCCCGAUGACGUCUGCGAUGGAAGGGACAACGCAAGACACGCACCUGCUUGAUUAUUCUACCACUUGGGUUACAUUUACUGAGAUCAUCUUUGAAGCUGUACCGACUACUGUUUUUUCUACAGAAGUCGUCAUUUUUUUGUCAGUUCUUGUCGGCGUACUUGUAAUUUUGACGGCAGGAGGAAAUCUGCUGGUAGUAAUUGCAUUUGCCACGACCCCGAAACUCCGUACCUAUAACAAUUACUUUAUCUUGGGUCUCGCAAUCGCGGACCUCCUGGUCGCGGUUGUUAACAUGCCCCUAUUUGCUAUGGUAAUUUUAUUGGGAUAUUGGCCUCUAGGGGCCAUUUUCUGUGAUAUGUUCUCAUUCAUGGACCAUGCUUUCUCGCAUGUAAGCAUCAUCCUUGUGGCCCUCAUCAGUCUCGACCGAUACAUCGCAGUGACAUACCCUAUCCGGCACCGGCAAUACUGGCGGCGGCGGCCCCGUGCGAUCCUAAUCAUUGCAGCUGGCUACAUCAUUCCUGUCAUCAUCUGGCUGCCUCUGACCUCCCUUUGGCAAGUCAUCAACGGCAUCGACAAGCGGCCCAUUCCUGAUGAUGUAUGCACGCCUUUGUACCAUCAGAGCUUUGUUGCAUUUUGGUUUAUCAUCUUUUUAUUCGGGAUAAUUCCAUUUUCAAUUACCUCCGUUUGCUGUGCCAGGAUCUACUACGCCUUGCGCCGUUUCUACAAAGGACGACUGCAGCUGAAAAUGAUGAUCACAGAACAAACAGCAACGAAUUCGAUUGCAGGUUCUUCUCAAAACAGCGGCAAUCCAGGAACCGGCAGCGGGAAGGAGGAAGUGUCUCAGGUUAGGAAAGACGGAGGAGCAAACCAAAGUAAAGUAAACUCCAACAUAAAGCCCAGAAUCAACCAGGAGAGUAUUAAAGGAGCCCGGACAUUGUUUCUCAUUGCGAUCGCUAUGUGGAUUGCCUGGUUUCCAUCGCUAAUCGUCACUAUAAUGAUCCCAUUCUGUCCCGAUUGUGUACCCCCGGUCGUCUACUCGGCGGCCAUAUUUUGGGGUUACAUUAAUAGCUUACUCAACCCGAUUUGCUACGCCCUGACGGAUAAAGCGUUCAAAGAUGGAUUCAUUAGGAUUUUCACAUUGAAGUGUUUUGAGAAAGAACAGAUUUAAACAGUUUUAAGCUGUAUAUAGUGCUUACAAAACAAAUCCGGAAUUUAGUGAUUGUUUAUAUAUAAUUUUUAUUAUU